AUGCUUUCUCAGAAAUGGCGGCUUCAAAUUCGCGCCAUCAAUGGCGGUUGCGGCUCCUUCUCCUUCAAAUCAAUCCUCAAUUUCUCCGCCACCGCCACCAAAAAGGCGCAAAUCCAGAAUGCUGAUAUGGUGAAUUACCUACUUGACUCGCUCGGCUUCUCCAGAGAUGCCGCCAUAACCACCUUAAGUAAGGUACCUCACUUGCGCCCUUCUCCGGAAAAAGUGGAUCCAAUUGUCUGUUAUUUUCAAAAUCUGGGUUUUAGUAAAACCCAAAUCAGAAGUAUGGUUUCUGGACACCCUCGUUUAUUGUGUCGCAACGUGGAUAAAACCCUAGUUCCCAAAUUGAAUUUCUUUAGAGAACUUGGACUGUCCGGGUCGGGCCUACGCAAAGUUGUCGUACAGUGUUCGGAUCGUGGUUUGGAUACGUUUAUCAAACCCCGAGUUCUGUACUUACGGCAAUUGUUGGGUACUGAUGAUAAUGUGGUUGCCGUGUUAAAUAGAGAUUCUACGGUGCUUAAGUUUUUGGACGCUGAAAGGGUGGACACCAAUGUAAAGCUGUUGAGAAACUAUGGAAUGACUGAUGAUAAUAUUGUGAAAUGCAUCACUAAUUGGCCAAGGAGAUUUUUCACCCUGAAGCCUGGCGGCAUUAAAGAUGUUUUACAUAGAGUAGAAAAUGUUUUGGGCAUUCCGCGUGAAUCAGCUAUGUUCCGCCAUGGGGUUGCGGUCCUCGCUUCACUUGAUAGGUCGAAGGUCGAUGAGAAAUUGGGAGUGUUCCGAAGCUUUGGCUGGCCGGAAUCAGUGAUACUCAAAACUGUAAGGUCACAACCUCUUAUUUUAACCAAGUCUGCUCCUACAAUACAGAAAGUUGUUGAUUUUUUCAUGAACGAACUUGGAUGCAGUUCGGACUUCUUGGGUUCAAAUCCGGCUUUUCUUACAUAUAGUCUUGAAAAGAGAGUGAAGCCACGGAAUGAAGUUUUGAAAAUUCUAAAGAAGUUGAACAAGAAGAAGGCAGCUUUGUCUACUGUUCUAUGCAUGUCAGAGUCAAAGUUUCGCAAGUGUUAUGUUCUUCCUUACAAGGUUAUACUGCCAGACAUGUGUGACGCUUAUCUCACUAAAACUGAAAUACCAACGAUUGAGCUGCGAUGACGUGUUUCAGAAUGAAUGGACUUGCGUUAAACUUGUAGAGAUGGAUACUGCAAGGAUGGGAUGGUAAGGGUGAGAGACUGUAACCUCGAGGUCGAGGAUUCGGUAAGAGUAACAAAAAGAAGAAAGAAAGAAGGAAGAGAGAGAUCUAAGCAGCAGAAUAGUCAUAAUUAAUUAGUUUGAAAUGUGAAAUCAGUUGAGUAAAGAACAUUAGCAAUCGGGUGAUUAGUCAGACUAAGUUUUAAAACCACAUAAGGUUAGAUGAAGAAGAUGAUUGAUAUGUAUAUAUGUCUGUGAUGCUGCUAAAAGUAAUUGCAGAUUGGCCAAACACUUUGCAAAGACUAAUCAAUGAAUAGUUCCCAUGGAAAUUCGCCCUACAAUGUUUAUGCGUCUCUCUCUCUCUCUCUCUCUUUGAUUGUACAUGUUACUUUAUAUUGAAGAUGAAAUAACAUCAUAUAGAUUUC
Messenger RNA from Oldenlandia corymbosa var. corymbosa, 1607 nucleotides. The record is from the annotation of a GenBank genome assembly. NCBI's taxonomy places the organism in Eukaryota, Viridiplantae, Streptophyta, Magnoliopsida, Gentianales, Rubiaceae.